Molecule: messenger RNA, 3248 nt
Organism: Fusarium oxysporum Fo47
Lineage: Eukaryota; Fungi; Ascomycota; Sordariomycetes; Hypocreales; Nectriaceae
Product: C-type lectin protein
Exons: 11
Coding region: 492-3074 (860 amino acids)
Source: RefSeq, a predicted model, not a curated record
ACAAACUUAUUUCAGAAUUGUUCACAUGGAGAAGGCAGCAGGUCGUCAGUACAUACGUAGCCUACAUCCGCCGCGCCGAAGCUUGUGUGAGGAGGGCCAUUUGCUUUCUUUGAGGCACAGCCGGCUUCCCCUUGCGAUCCAAGUGGACCGUGGUUCCUGGCGCAGAGUCUCAUCGUUAGACCGUUCGAUGUUAUGACGAUUCGCUGAACUAAGAAUAGUGUACCAUCCCCCGCGUUGUUUGGAUAUCCUGCCCGACCGGUUCAAUCAAGCCAUGAGGAGUCGUCCGAGCUAUUCUCCACUGGGGAGGCCAAAGUGUUCAGGUACCUUGGAGCUAUUGAGAUGGUGGGAAGACUAUUAACAAGAGCCACGCCCUUUGAGACGAUUCUUGUUGCAGCUUAUAAACCAUAUAUUCCCCGUCCCUCUGCAUCUAUCAAGCAUCAAACCCCGACCUGAAGCCAUACUUUGUUUGUUAAACCUGUGUUUGCUUUGCAAUGCCUUCCAUCACAGCGUCUUCAGCUACUCCUCAAAGGGUAAAGCCGACGACCGCCAAGCCAUCGUCAACUUUGCCCAGUAUUAUUGAUAUUCGUGGUGAACAUGUCGAAAUCAACCUGAAAGACCAAAUUGCUUCUAUGUUUAACCCUGACGAGGGCCCAAGGAAGCUUCCAACCCUUCUUCUAUAUAACGAGAAAGGGCUACAGAUAUUCGAGGACAUCACGUAUCUGGAUGAGUAUUACUUGACAAACUAUGAAAUUGAGAUCCUGAAGAAGUCCUCUGCGGAGAUCGCCAGUCAGAUCCCAGAGGGUUCGAUGGUGAUUGAGCUGGGAAGCGGAAACCUUCGCAAGGUCUGUCUCCUUCUACAGGCAUUCGAGGAACUUAAAAAGCCCAUCCAGUAUUUUGCUCUUGACUUAUCUCUCAAAGAGCUUGAACGGACUCUGGCUCAAGUUCCUGAGUUCAAGUAUGUCUCAUGCCAUGGUCUUCAUGGUACAUACGAUGAUGGGAGGGAAUGGCUCAAGCAUCCUUCUCUCACGAGCCGCUCAAAGUGCAUUAUCCACCUCGGCUCCAGUAUUGGCAACUUCACCCGAGACGGCGCAGCUGAUUUCUUGGGAGGGUUUGCAGAAGUACUCACACCAUCUGAUUCCAUGAUCGUUGCUGUAGACUCUUGCAGCAACCCGGCACAGGUCUACCAUGCAUACAACGACUCCAAGGGGGUAACCCAUCAAUUCGUUCUGAAUGGUCUCCAAAAUGCCAAUGAGAUCCUUGGUGAAGAGGCCUUCAACACGGAUGAGUGGAGGGUCAUCGGUGAGUAUGUCUAUGACGUUGAAGGUGGAAGACAUCAGGCCUUCCUCUCUCCCACCCGGCCAACGGAUGCUCUCGGAUCGAGAGUUUUGCCUCAUGAGCGCAUAGAGAUCGAGCAAAGCCUCAAAUAUUCCGAAGCAGAGAAGGACAAGCUCUGGAAACUUGCAGGCUUGACCGAGAUGGGUCGAUGGAGCCGGGGAGACGAGUACGGUCUUCAUUUUCUGCAAAAGUCCAGUAUGCCGUUCAGCCGGAUCCCUUCUCUCUACGCCGCAGAGCCACUGCCAACAGUCCAAGACUGGAAAGCACUUUGGAAAGCAUGGGAUGUAGUAACCAAGGAUAUGAUGCCAGAUGAAGAGCUCCAGGAGAAGCCAAUCAAGCUACGAAAUGCAUGCAUUUUCUACCUUGGUCAUAUUCCGACCUUCCUCGAUAUCCAGUUGACCAAAACGACUGGAAAUGCCCCAACUGAACCUGCAACCUACUACUCCAUCUUUGAGCGAGGUAUUGACCCUGAUGUGGAUAAUCCAGAGCAUUGCCAUACUCACUCUGAAAUUCCUGAUGAAUGGCCGUUGGUUCAAGAGAUCAUGAUCUACCAAGACAGGGUCAGAUCUCGUCUUCAGAACCUGUACAAAAAUGGCCAAGACAAGAUUUCUCGAGACAUUGGUCGAGCUAUAUGGGUUGGCUUCGAGCAUGAGUUGAUGCAUAUCGAGACCCUGCUCUAUAUGAUGCUCCAGAGUGACAGAACGCUUCCACCUCCGCAUACCGUACAGCCUGAUUUUGCAAAACUGGCUCAGCAAGCACAUGAGGCUAGGGUUCCUAACCAAUGGUUUGAUGUACCUGAGCAAACCAUCACUCUGGGAAUGGAUGAUCCCGAGGAUGGUACUGAUAAUUCGCGCCAUUUUGGCUGGGAUAAUGAGAAGCCUGAGCGACAGACAAAAGUCCAUGCCUUCCGAGCUCAGGGCAGAGCUAUCACCAAUGAAGAGUAUGCCCAGUAUUUGUACAACUCCAAGAUCGAGCAUAUCCCAGCCUCAUGGUCUUCCGUUACAAACGCUUACACAAACGGCGCCACUAACGGCAGUCAUGCCAAUGGAAACUCGAAUGGUUACUCUAAUGGAAAUGGCCACCACGCAAGCCAGGUCCCGGAUUCAUUCAUUCAGGAUAAGUUUGUCAAAACGGUAUAUGGUCUGGUUCCUCUCAAGUACGCUCUUGACUGGCCUGUCUUUGCUUCUUACGACGAGCUCGCUGGUUGUGCAGCAUGGAUGGGCGGCCGUAUUCCAACUUUUGAAGAAGCUAAGAGCAUCUAUGCGCAUGUUAACAAGCAGAAGAGAGCCGAGGCCGAGCGCACCUUAUCAAAGACGGUCCCUGCAGUCAAUGGUCACCUUGUCAACGACGGCGUCGAAGAGACCCCGCCAUCCAACUCCUCCGCUUUGGUCAAGGAUAGCUCUUCCGAGCUAUUCUUUGAUCUUACGGGAGCCAACGUUGGUUUCCGUCACUGGCAUCCUAUACCAGUUACUUCCCGAGGCAACAAGCUUGCGGGCCAGUCGGAGAUGGGCGGCGUCUGGGAAUGGACGAGCUCAUCACUUGAGCGACAUGAGGGUUUUGAGCCCAUGUCGCUCUAUCCUCUCUACACGACUGAUUUCUUCGAUGGCAAGCAUAACGUCGUCUUGGGUGGUUCGUGGGCCACACAUCCACGCAUUGCAGGACGAGCUAGUUUCGUCAACUGGUACCAGAGGAACUAUCCCUACGCAUGGGUGGGAGCUAGAUUGGUCCGAGAUGUUUAGGCAUCUAGACUAGAGCAUUUGUUCCUAUGUAUACGAAUGGUUUCAUAUUAUAAACGAGCCGUUGGGACGGAUUAUGAACUACCGGAGUUCGAUUAUUUAUAUGGGCCCAGGUUGUUACGAGAGGAAUCUGAAGGAGGAUAGUCACUCCCUGAGGAAGCAAAUGUAUUAUUCAUG